This is a messenger RNA of Juglans regia (Persian walnut), 2318 nucleotides long. Its product is annotated as polygalacturonase 1 beta-like protein 3. The transcript has 2 exons. Bases 126 to 2066 code for a protein of 646 amino acids. The record is from RefSeq and is a predicted model, not a curated record. Lineage: Eukaryota; Viridiplantae; Streptophyta; Magnoliopsida; Fagales; Juglandaceae.
ACAACUCCUGCUUACUUUCUUAGGCUAAUUAAUAAUUCCCACAAGCAAAAGAAAACAAAGAUUAGGAAAAAGACAGGCUGCCAUCUCUAUUUAUGCUCUGAGUAGACCAAGUACUCUCUCUGUGCAUGUCUCUCCCAAUGGACAGACAAAUGAAUAGGACGAAUUUCCUCUUGCUCUUCUUGGUGUUAUUGCUCUCAUCUUUCAAUUUUUUUCAAGCCAAGAUCACUGAAACUAGUACUGAAAUCCUACCAAGCUUUUCAGAAGUACUCCAAGCUAACCCAUUCACGCCCAGAGCCUCCCUGAUCCGCUACUGGAGCAAGCGCAUCUCCAACAACCUCCCGAAACCACUCUUCCUUCUGUCCAAGGCCUCCCCUCUCAAUGCAAUCAACUCCGCCAUUCUUACCAAACUCGCCACCCAAAACUCCCUCUCUGCACACCUCGAUUCCUUCUGCUCCUUAGCCAACUUGUACUGUUCCUUCGACUCCUCGAGCACAGUGCUGGACAUUAAGCAUGACAAAGACACCAACUUCGCCGUCUACUCCAACAAAGGCUUCGCCAACUACGGCUCUUCCCGUCGAGGUGGCGUCGACUCUUUCAAGAACUACUCCGACGGACUGAACAACCCCGGCGACUCGUUCAAGAAGUACAGCGGAGCUUCCAUCGCCCACAGCGAAGCAUUCACCAAUUACGCAAACAACGCAAAUGUUGCUGACUCCAACUUCACCAGCUACGGCUCAGGAGCCACCGGCGGAUCCGGGGAGUUUAAGAACUACGACAAAUUCGUCAACGUUCCGAAUCUCCGAUUCACAAACUAUGACUCCGACGCUAACAACCACAAACUUUCUUUCUCAAGCUACAGCGACGAGACCAACUCGGGUUCCGAAGCAUUUACAGCCUACGGCAAGAAUGCAAACAGUGGCCCUAGCGAGUUCAACAGCUACGGCGACAACUCCAACAUAAUUGCUUCGGGUUUCACUGGCUAUGGCGAGUUGAGUAAUGGUGCAAAUGACUCGUUCAGAGAGUACGGUCAGUCAGGGAAUAACCCACGCAACAAUUUCAAGAGCUAUGGCAUGGGAGGAAACUCUGGGAUAGAUAGCUUCUCAAGAUACAGAAAUGGAGCAAAUGUGGGCGACGAUUCUUUUCAAUCUUAUGCCAGGAAUUCCAACUCCGGCAAAGUGAGAUUUGCGAGCUAUGGAAGAUCGUUCAAUCACGGAAACGACACGUUCAAAGAGUACGGUAAAGGGUCGACAGGUCUGACCAAUGUCGAUUUCAAAUCUUACAGCAUGGAUCGGACAUUCAAAGAUUAUACCGUUGAGGGUGUCACCUUCUCUGGGUACAACAAUUUCAGCACAGUAACAGAGGGUUCUUUACGGGAAGGUGGCAGCCAUGUAAAUAGAUGGGUAGAACCGGGCAAGUUUUUCCGGGAGUCUGAUUUGAAGCAGGGGAAUGUCAUGGUGAUGCCCGACAUUAGGGACCGAAUGCCCAGAAGAUCGUUUUUACCUCCAGGGAUUUUGUCAAAAUUACCCUUCUCGACCUCACGCUUGUCCGAGCUCAAGGAAAUCUUCCACGCGCGAGAGAAUUCGACUAUGGAGAGCGUGCUAACCAACGCGCUGGCGGAGUGCGAGAAGGCUCCCAGCCGGGGCGAGACCAAGCGGUGUGUGGGCUCGGCGGAGGACAUGGUAGACUUUGCCGUCUCGGUCUUGGGCCACGACGUGACGGUGAGAACCACAAAAAAUGUGAGUGGGUCAAAGCAAAAGGUGAUGAUUGGGAAGGUCAAAGGGAUCAACGGUGGAGAAGUGACCAAAUCAGUGUCAUGCCAUCAAAGCUUGUACCCAUACCUAUUGUAUUAUUGUCACUCUGUACCCAAAGUUAGGGUGUAUGAGGCUGAUAUUCUUGACGUGGAGAACAAGACCAAGAUCAACGAAGGCAUUGCCAUAUGUCAUAUUGACACGUCAGCUUGGGGGUCAGAGCAUGGUGCCUUCGUGGCACUAGGUUCCAUCCCGGGGAAGAUUGAAGUUUGUCAUUGGAUCUUCGAAAACGACAUGACGUGGACCAUUGCUGAUUGAGAGGACCACCAAUUGCUUAAUUAGCUAAUCUCAUAUUUUAUCAUAUAAAAUUUAUCAUAGCGUUGAGAUAUUGCAUUAGAGUUUUGGUGUGAUUUGGGACUUUGAGGACCCAUAACAUGUUGUUUUUUUUUAGGCUCUUUUUCACUCAAUAAUUUAGUGUAUUAAGGUGAGUGGGCAUCAUUCAUUGCAUCUUUGAUAUAGAUUUCUCACAUGGUAUUACUUCAAUAAAUAUUACACGUACGCUUCAUUUUU